AUGCAACAGCAUCAAGACAAUUCAAUACAUUCGCCUGAUGGUUGUGUACCCGGAGAUAAAUCACGUGACAAGUAUGUUGGCGAUGGAGUAAUUACAGACGGGGAAGCAGAAGAAGAAGAGGGGGAAGAAGGUUUUGGCAAUACACUCACGAAUAUGACCACGACUACUACCACUCGUAAUCAUGAAGAACAACAACACCAACAACAAAAACUCCACAAAGAAGAUGGAAUGAAUUCAAAUGAUGUCGCUUCUGAUUUCAAUACAAUUCCUCUUCCAUCAGCAAUCAAUAAUUCUCCUUCUAAUUUAAAUGAAAUUCUCUAUGGUCCUGAAACUGUUCAAAUGGAAUUGUUAUUACGUGUUGCUGACUUACAGACACGUUUGUCUACAAUGGAAUUGUUUGCUAGUCAGCAUCAUUUCAUACCAGAAUCAGAUUUAGCUAGCCUGCAAUUGGAUUAUGGAACGUUGAGAAAUUUUUAUGAUUCAGCUAAAAUUCAUUGGGGUAAAGACCCCCAAUUCGAUGCUAAUGAAGUGCUGAUAAGUGAAUUGAAUCAUAUGGCUGACCAAUUAGACAAACUGGUCGGUUAUACACUGAACACGAAUGAGACGCGGUCAUUACAAUCAUCCUCGACUUCUUCAUCACCUGCACCACAUACUGCAGUACCACAACCAGCACCACGACCAUCUUCAAACUCUGUGUCAGUAUCUGAUCUUCCUGCUUCUUGUUGGAAAGAUUUAAAUAUUUUUAAACUUUCUGAUCAUACAUCAUCAAGUGAACAGAAACCUGUGAAAAAUACCACAGAUAGUGGUGUCCUGUCAUCUCCAUCUUCUUUACCACGAUCAGAUCAUGGUCGAUUAUCUUCUAUAUCGCCUUUACAAUCACCAAUUGCUGAAGAUUCAUUAUCGGAACUUGAAAGUGUAUACUUUGAAUUAAUGCAACAUUAUAACAAAAUAAAAGAAAUGCCUAUGACUCCAGUACGUGCUGAACAAUUGUACAAUUUAAUGAAGCGUCUCUAUGAUUUAGCGUUGACCGCUGAAAACCGUUCAAGUAUUAUUGCAUCACCGGAAGAAUUGGAGCGUAUUUUCCAAUUAGAUGGUGAUACAAGAAAAUUAAGUGAAAAUUUAGAACGUGCUAUUGCCUUACAAAAACAGCUGUCGAAUUAUCAGAAUUCUCCCCCUAAUUCUGAAUCGAAUUCUAUAUCAUCACAUGAAGAGACCAAUCUACACAAAGAUAAUAGUACGAAUAAAUUGUCUUCAGUUUCAUUAGCAUCCUAUGCAAGAAAAGGUGGAUCACAAAAUAUUAAAAAAAGCACUAUUCAUUCACAGUCUGUCACUUCACAUGAUUCGUCUUCAUCAAAUCAAGAUAGUGGCUUGUCUACACCACCAGAAAGUUCUGAUGGUAUGAAACGGCUACCUAAUCAAUUGAAUAGUUAUGACAACCCUCAUUAUCACCAACAUCCUCAUCCUCGUCAAUCAUCAUUAUCACUUCAUAAAACACCUACCAAUCAAACAACACCUAUCAAUCAUCAUCAUAAUAAUUCACAAACAGACAAUUCUUACAGUAGCCAAAAGCAUGAGCACUCGGAUAGUGGUUUCGCCUUGUGUCCGCAACCAGUUCAACCGAGAAGAAGAACAAGAAAAUCUAAUGGCACUGAACACCAAAAAGGUUAUCACAAUCAGUCGAAUCAUUCAGAUGGGCAGCAAGAUAUGCCGAAGAGAAAUUCGCCAACUUCAUAUUCUCAAACAGAUUCUUAUAGUCAGACUACUAAACAACGAAUUGAUGCUUUGGAGGAUGGUGUUCGUAUGCUGAAAGAAAAUCUUGGCAAUCUUUAUUUAAGAUCUGAAAAUUGUACACCAACUUCAAAAAUAGAAAAUAUAAAGUCAACUUGUCCACAAAAUGUACAACAAUCCCCUCUGUAUACCAUGAAUCCACAUAAUUCCUUACCUCUUUCAGGUAUAAAUAAUAAUAAUUCAGAAGUGAUUGCUUUUCCACAAUUCUCAUCUAGUAUUCCUUACAUGGGCAGUAGUAAUGGUAGUAAUGGUCAGUUUUUAUCCCCUGGACAAUUGAAUUCAUCAGCAUCAUCGUCAUCAUCCACUCACCAUCCACCAUAUACUGAUACAUCAAAUGCACCAAUAUUAAAAUUACAAUUAACUGGACAACCAAACUGUAAUCCUCGCUUACAACAGGAUGUUUGUGAAAACAGUAAUAUUAUUAACAGUAAUGCGAAUGCUAAUCAAAGUUCAAAUCGGCAAAUUAGUGUUAAUCGACCCUGUCGAACAUAUCAUCGAACAGCGGAUAAAAGAUUAAUAUGCACCCAACAAAAUGAUACCAGUUAUUCAUCAUCGUCUACUUCUAAUCCACAAAAUACUGGAAAACAAUACAUGACACUGAAGCCGAAUCGGUCUACAAUUCAUGAUUCAUCUAAUGGUGCUUGUAAAGUAUCUCAGUAUUCUGCAAAUAAAAGAGAUUUAAGUUGUUCAAGACCAACUGAUCAACACCAUCGUCAUCGUCGUCAUUCACAAUUCAAUAAAGUAGCAGAUAAUGGUAUAGGUCGUUCAACUAAAUACUAUUCUACACAUCAGUUGAACAGCCGAUCACGUGACAGUAGUACAUCAUCAGUCAGCAGUGAUCACUCCUCAGAAGAUUCACCUACACUAGCAUCACAUUCUUCUUCAACAGGUGAAUGUUCAAGCUCCCUUGAUGAUAAUUCUGAUUUACACCGUUCUUCAAGAUAUAAGGUGAAGAAUAGACCAUCACUUCCUGUGUCCCGAACAUAUCGUGAUCCACUACCAGAUUCUCCUGUUCCAAAAUCAAUCUUACGAGAUGAUAGAUUCAAACAACAGAGGAAUUCUCAUCGAUCAGCAAGUCUUUGUAAACCUGUCUCACAUCGUACCCCACUUCGUACUGUAACAAACAUUCAAGAUAAUUAUGGCUCGUUAAAUCAUUUGAAUUCUGUCCCCUUAAAUCAGACCACUCCUGUUACCAGUACGCCUAAUUCCAAGCCUGUACAUAAUCUAAUGAAUACAUUUGGCGGAUCAGUACCUGUUGUAGGUAAUCCUGAUGCAUCAGGUGAAUCUGUUUAUUAUCCUCCCUAUCCAGUAAGACAACAAUCAUCGCGUAUAUACACUGCUUUCGAAAGUAUUCACAGGAGACCAUCAGUUCCAAUUCAACCGUCUGUAUAUUUUUAUCCGUCUACGGAAAGAAUUCUUUAUUCCCAUCCUGUUCAUCAAACCGUAGCAUCUGAACAAUGUCAUGAUGGUGGUGUAUAUUCUCCUCGGAUACCCACGAAUUUAAGUAACAAUUGUGUUGUUACCAGUCCAAAGCCAAUGACAUGUGGUGCAUGCGGUGGAAGUGGACAAAUAUUAGGCGGGUAUAAUGCUGGUGGGGGAAAUCUUCCAAAUAGUCGGUUCAUUGAACCUCCACUUAUUCGUCCAAAUAUUGGUUUAAGUCCGUUGUAUCGUAAAACUCUAUCCUCAGCCAGAAGAAAAGAAUCUCGAGCACGUCCUUUAAGAGCUACACAUCCCUGUGAUAUAUCUUUUAUACAAUCUCCUUCAUCAAACUUAUUUGAAAAUGAAAAUAUUUGUAGAAAUUGUAAUACAAAUUCUACAGUUAAUCCAUCUACACAUUAUCAUGAACCUGGACGAAUGGAUUAUUCUACACGAUUUGGAUCACUUACUCAUGUUAACAAACGAUCUCAUUCGAAAUCAUUGACUCAUCGAAAGUAUUCUCACCUCAUGAAUCAUAAUAGUAAUAAUCAAAAUCUUCUUAAUGCAAAUUCUUCUGAAGACAGUGGUGGUUCAGGCACAACGUCUGGUGAAAAGUCAUGCUGUCGGAAACAGAACAGUCGAGUCAAUGAUAAUCAUUUGAAUUCUAGAGAACAUUAUUCAAAUCGUUGUGGAACACCGACAUCUGGUGGUAAUGCUCGUGGUGGCGGUGGUGCUGGUGGUACGGGUAUCCCAUUAUUAUCCUCUUCAACAAAUUUACAAGAAAUCCUAAAAGCAGUUUCAUCCACUAGUCGGUUAGCUCAAAAGCUUCGAUGUAGUCUAGAAGAUUUAUGCAGCAGACCGAAUUAAAACCUCCCCGGGGUUAGGUUGGGAGGAGAUAGGGGUGGGUGGGGUGGAAUCCUGUUCACUUCACACGCAUAUAUGCUUCCAGGCAUAUAUAUAUGCAUAUACAUAUAUAAAUUCUGUAUAGUUGUUACUUUGUUUUAUUUUCUAUCAAAUAUUUAAGCAUAUCUUAUUUGUUUUUUUUGUUUUUUUAUUAUUACACUUGUUAUUCUUUAUUUAUAUUUUUAUUUAUAUGACACAUGUUACAAUCAUGUUUAUCUAACGAUAAGGUGGAGGGGGGAUGACUAGGUGUUGACGUAUUGUUCAACUGUUUUCUUUAAUGCUUGUCUAUGCGAGUGUAUACAUUGUUGUUGUUGUUCUCGGGAUAUCUCUUAUUGCCUGGAGAUUCCUUCCCCUCACUCUCUCCUCGUCCUCCGUAUGUUUCUUUCUGGCAAACAGACUAACUCUCUUUAUAAUUAGGUAAUAUUUUAUGUGAUCUUAUUUCUGAUUUAUCAUUUUAUUAAAGAAACAUAACAAGUUUAGCCUAAUAUUAUUUAAGUAUUUUUUUCAUAUGUAGACAAAGCCACUUAGCUUUUCUUUUUUACUCC
Molecule: messenger RNA, 4652 nt
Organism: Trichobilharzia szidati
Lineage: Eukaryota; Metazoa; Platyhelminthes; Trematoda; Strigeidida; Schistosomatidae
Source: the annotation of a GenBank genome assembly